GCUGGUGAAGGGGCCGCUGGGUGCUCGGGAUGCUCUGGUCGUCACGUCUGUUGCUCAGAUGCUGUUCAGUUUAGGGCACCCGGGUCCCAGAGUGCUGGCCGUUACGCGUUCACAGCCUUCCCAGAAAUGUGCUGUUUUUCUUUUUUAACUGACCCGUCAUAGGCAGGGCCCGCUGACUGAUAGAGCUGGGAAAGAAAUGAGUUGUUGCUUAAAUACUGAAGACUUAGAUUAGAAAUCAAGGUGUUUGACUGGUUUCAAUUUUACAGUUUGCAACGGAUGAUCUGAGCAAACCCAGAGAUCUCAAUCUACAGGACAGAUGCUGCUUUUCUUUUCUGUUCUUUUCUUUUUUUUUCUCUCCCUGCAUGGUGAGGGUGUUAAGUGAGAAUGUAAACACAUGAGCCAGAGGGAAAUCCAGAGAGGGUGCUGCGGGGUUGCCAGUAAUCCAGGGAUUACUGCCUGGUGAAACGCAGCACCUCGGUACAUUGCAGGCACGUACCGCUGGAUGCGACUCAGGUCUGUUCAGGAUGCAGGUACAAGUGGAAUGUGCAUUGAAUAAGGCAUGGGUGGAUUUCAGGGAACGUGAGCCCAAAAAAGGAAUACAAAAGAAAGUAAUGGAAUACAAAAAAAAUAACAGUUAAUAGUUGUAGCCACCUACAUGAGACAUGUAACUAUAUGUACCUCUCUUUUGCAUAUAUUCUUCCUGCAAGCAAUUCUGCAAAAGAUCAACUUACAUACUAAAGCAGACACAGAUAAUACAGUCUAGGCAUGUUUGAGACAUAGAGUUGAAAAUCCACAUUUUCAACACCCAGGAACAGAACAAAAGAUUUAAAAUGCAGUUUUUAUUUUUAAGGGCUUGACUAAAUAUUCUUCAUAAAUUUUGCACUGUAUCACACUCAAAAUGUGAAAAGGAGUUUAGACGCAAGCUUACUAGUAUUCAUUUUCAGUGUUCUUGAAAGCCUUGUGAUGAAACAGUAUUUUAUCACAUAGAAAGGAGGGAGAGGAUAGGAAAUAAAAGGAGUGACAUGGAAAUAAAACUGCAAAAGCAUUCCAAGAGAGUUUAGGUGGCAGAAUAUCUGUAUGUUCUAGUUACCUUAAUCCAAGUUCCCUUUGAGUCCAGACAAAACCCAUGGGUUUAAAUUCUGUAAUUUCUUAAGGAUUUGGAAAUGAGGAAAUUCAAGCCGGAACACAUGUUCAGAGUUGAAUUUUGCAAAUUUCCCAUAGUUUUCUAUGUGGAAGAACCCUGCAAACAGACAUUGGAAAAACUUUGCCUUUCGGUUUGGACUUAGCGCAUGUUGUUUGGCACUUGAACACUGGUUAUCUGUUCACAUUUACUAGAAAUAAUGACUAGAAACUUAACCUGCAAGUAGGCUGUUGAAGUAACUUCUGGAACAGUUUGUUUCUCUUUCCUUCCCCAACCCCCUUAAGACUUUUUUUUCUUCUGGGAUUUGUUUGCAAUCUGCUAGAUGAAGCUUUAAGGCCUCUUUGCCAGAUCUAGGGCUGCAUCAUCAUUCAGCACAUCUGGAAGUGGUUUAUGGGCUCUCAUUCCUUCAGUGCAGCGUCUGGACUCCGAGCUGUUCCUCAGCAGCAGAGAAAGAAAAGAAAACCAGCACAACUCCAAAGUAAACUUUGAAGAGUUUGAAAAAGGAACUGAAUUUUUAAACUGUGACUGUGCCCAGUAAGGCCCUUGCGCAGGGCACUUUGAAGGAGGAUGAUGGGCAAGGAAGCUUUGGCAAGAAUGCUUACAGAUGUGGCCUAUCUAGGAUCCAAGUAAAUAGCUCUACAGCUCUUCAGGAGAGAGAAGUCCCGAAUACUGUGCUGCCUUGAAGAGUUAACCAGAUCUUACUGAUACUUCUUGUUUUAACUGUGUGCGCCAUUCUGUAUAACAAAGUUCACAAAGUGCCAUCUUCAUUAAAGAACAAAACAGGUUUAACGUGAAUAAGCAGCUACCUGGAGGACAGACUGAAUCGUCGCCCCUGCUGAGGAAAACAUUCAGAGAACUCAGUUGUUAUAUGUUCUGUCUGGAGGCAUUCACCUCUCCAGUCAGCCUGCCUGUCGUUCUGGAUUAGCUACAGCUCAUGCUGUGUGUCUUUCCAGUUGAUUUGGAGAGUCCUGAGGAAAUGGAAGAAGAAAUUCCGGUCGUAAUCUGCGCUGCUGCAGGCAGAAUGGGUGCAGCUAUAGCAGCGAUCAGUAGCAUCUACAGCAACACCGAGGCAAAUGUUUUGUUCUAUGUAGUUGGGCUGAAGAAUACCAUCCCACAUAUUCGAAAAUGGAUUGAAAAUUCUAAAUUGAAAGAAAUAAAAUUUAAGAUUGUGGAAUUCAACCCAAUGGUACUAAAAGGAAAAAUCAGACAAGAUGCAUCGCGCCCUGAGCUACUGCAGCCUCUGAACUUUGUUCGAUUUUAUCUCCCCUUGCUUGUCCAGAAACAUGAGAAAGUCAUAUACUUGGAUGAUGAUGUCAUUGUGCAAGGUGACAUCCAGGAACUCUACGAUACUAAGUUAGCUCCUGGACAUGCUGCAGCUUUCUCAGAUGACUGUGAUCUGCCUUCUACACAUGAAAUGGUUAGAAGUGUAGGGAUGCAGAACACAUACAUGGGAUUUCUGGACUACAGAAAGCAAGCAGUUAGAGAUCUUGGCAUCAGCCCUAGCACCUGCUCCUUUAAUCCUGGAGUAAUUGUUGCUAACAUGACGGAAUGGAAGCAUCAACGGAUUACAAAGCAGUUGGAAAAGUGGAUGCAACGAAAUGUGGAGGAGAAUCUGUACAGCAGCACCCUUGGGGGAGGCGUGGCCACCUCUCCAAUGCUGAUUGUAUUUUAUGGGAAGCAUUCUACUAUUAAUCCCAUGUGGCACAUAAGGCAUCUUGGUUGGAGUCCUGAUACUCGCUAUUCAGAGCAUUUUCUUCAAGAAGCUAAAUUACUUCACUGGAAUGGAAGAUAUAAACCUUGGGACUAUCCCAGUGUUCACACUGAUCUCUGGGAAAACUGGUUUAUUCCUGACCCCUCAGGGAAGUUCAAAUUAACUCGUCCUGAAAGCUGAUACUGAAAACAGUUUAACGCAUUCAUACACCAUAUUGUGCAGUAUGCGGUAAUCAAAGAUGCAACCUGUCAAAUUGUGUAAUUAACUGAUUUUAAAAAACAAAGUAUUUGUUAAAUAGUGCUACAAACUGACCAUCAGUUACCUGUGCUUAUGGGUGGAGAGGGGGUAGAGCGAUAGCUAUGCAAUUCAAAUUAUCUUGACUUUCAAGUAAGGUGAAGAAACAAAUUUACUUGACAAUGAAGUACUUUCAUUAAACAUUUACAGAGGUGAAA
Molecule: messenger RNA, 3304 nt
Organism: Dromaius novaehollandiae (emu)
Lineage: Eukaryota; Metazoa; Chordata; Aves; Casuariiformes; Dromaiidae
Gene: GLT8D2
Product: glycosyltransferase 8 domain containing 2
Exons: 10
Coding region: 2076-3032 (318 amino acids)
Cellular component (GO): Golgi apparatus
Molecular function (GO): glycosyltransferase activity
Source: RefSeq, a predicted model, not a curated record